Messenger RNA from Mizuhopecten yessoensis (Yesso scallop), 1271 nucleotides. RefSeq lists its product as uncharacterized. The transcript is spliced from 3 exons. Lineage: Eukaryota; Metazoa; Mollusca; Bivalvia; Pectinida; Pectinidae. The record is from RefSeq and is a predicted model, not a curated record. The coding region runs from base 9 to 494 and encodes 161 amino acids.
AUAACCUAAUGCAGGUAAAUAUAGGUAAAUACAGGUAUGGCUAUUUUUGGAGAAUGGUUCAAGAACUAUCAGACUUCAGCGAUGGCAUCAUAUUUCUCGUAGUUUUGUCAGUCUUCUUCUUAGUGGUGGGAUGUUUUUACACUUAUCGUAAAAAGUAUCGGCGAAAAUGUCCAUGUUUUCCAGUCGGAGAUGCUAUAGAAAGGGAACAGACACGGCCUCCCGCUCAAGAAUCGGAAGUAACCUCUUCGAAUGGAACUGUCUAUAAUCUAGAAUCUAUCACCCUGACAGUUCCGAGUGAAUCGGAACGUUCUCUCAUACCCCCUGAUGACUACAGAAGGGAUCCUCCCCCGUACGUGGAACCGAUGGUUGACAGGUCAAUACCGCCUCCUUCUUAUUAUGACGUCAUGACUGGGGCUAUCACGGGCGUAGAUGAUUCCGGGAUAUCGGGUAGCUGCGGCAACCGCGCUGUAAUCGGGGCGAGGUGUUUCGAAUAAGGAUGACCUAUUGAAGAUGGUCCGAACAAUGCACAAAGAGAGAUGAUGGUCCGAACGUUAUACCAGCUUUUAUGCUCAUUAAUUUGGACUUGAUGCAUGAUCUGGGAUUGUGGACGUUUUGUGAGCGGCUUCAGGUGAAAUGGGCGAACAGACAACUUUCUUGAUGCUGUGAGCGUGUUUUAACGUCCAUCAAUAUUUCAUAUUGACUAUAAUUCAAUAUGAAAACGAAAAAUAUCACACUACAUUUGAGUAGCAAGCAAGCAAACUAUUUGAGCCCCCUUCAAAUGUACAUGUCGGGCUAGUUGUGUCCACUCCCGAUAGGGAAUCAGGAGGCUGAUGGAUCCACAGGAUCAUCCAAAUCUGACGCUAAAACGGGGUACUGGGGAGACAUUUUGUCCUGUUUCCCCACGUAGUGGUGUCCCUACUUCGUCCCGUCAGAAACUGAAAGCCUUCUCGCCCCUCCAUAUCAACAGUUAUAUGAUAAUGAACUCGUCCAACCAUCCUACAAAAUGGAGAACAAUUGUUUAGUUUAACGAUGAUCAAAAUCCACCGUUGUUUUGCCUGGCUUUAAGCCUUCCUCAGUCCCUAUACAUGUCAUCACUUAAACAUCUCAUCACCUGUACCUAUUAUAUAAAGACUAUCGAUACUUUAGUAUGAGUGAUAUGUAAUAUCUUUGCUUUAAUUUAUUUUGAAUGUACAUGUAUAUGUCUUCUGUGUAGUCGGUUUCAACAGCUCCCUAGAGUUAAUUUUGUAUUAUUGUUGUUGUACCGACUAUAA